Molecule: messenger RNA, 7521 nt
Organism: Linepithema humile (Argentine ant)
Lineage: Eukaryota; Metazoa; Arthropoda; Insecta; Hymenoptera; Formicidae
Source: RefSeq, a predicted model, not a curated record
AUGUCGAGUAAUAAGUCUCCAACGAAGUUGAAAAACGCGGAGAACCCCGGCGGUGUCGGCGAGGGCGAUGUAGGACAAGAAAUUGAAGGGAAAAAGAAGUUUGCUCCUCGCUUCGAUUUUGGAAAACGAUGGCAUCGCUUUCGGAUUCUAACGCCACAUUCGUUCAUUCUUCGGGGUUCCCACGCGAUGAACGAUCUCCGAUUCAAGUACAGAAGCCGAGGACGGCAAGCAGCACCGUGCUCGGUGGUGGCCAUCGUUUACGGCCGCCUGUUCGAGCCGAAGAAGUGGACCACCGAUUAUGUUGAUCAAGUGCUCGAGUACGGCGACAAGCUGUUCCGCGUGAGCGCGACACGAAACCGGCUGAAGGACGACGAAUACAUGAAGACCGGCCUCGUGCACAACGAGUUCUACGUCGGCUUCUACAAGAUUCUAGUCGGCAUCGAAGACAGCGGUAUCCGCGGCAACCUCUUCAGCGAGUCGAUCGGCUGCUCGGACUUCGCUGAGGGUCUGCGAAAAUUCCUGCGGGACAAUGAUUCCGGAGUAAUCACUGCUCAGGGUAAUUCCGUCGCCGUGUGGCGUCAAUCGCCCGACGUCUUCCUCUAUUACGAUCCGACUUCGUGCGACGAAAACGGACUGCGUCAUCCCGGCGGUGCAGCCUGCCUGAUGAGAUUCAAGAACAUCAACGAUCUGCGCGAACACCUGUUGAAGAACCUGGAUCGGCGCUACGACUCGCGAUACUGCAUCGACAAGAUCAACAUACUGCGCGUUACAGAGGUCGGUCAAGGCUUCAUCGAUCGUCUGCCCGGUGUCAUCGGUCCGCCGCAGGUUCAGAAGAGCGUUCUGCGCUCCAUCAAUCCGGACGUCGACGAGCACAAAGUAGAUUGCACGAAGCCGGUGCCGAAGGACGACAAGCUCCGCGCCGCUCCUGCGAAGAUACGCAAGGAGCCGCUGUCCAUCACCAUUUCGAAUUACAGCAUCGAUCGUCGCUUCGCGACGGAGCCGCUGGUGAACCGAAAUGACUUCGACACCGGAUACACCUACGACGAUAUGCGCGUGAACGUGCCGUCCACGUUCGAGGAAUUGCCUAACAAAAUAGCGAUCCUUCACGGUCUGACUCACGAGGGCAGCGAGGUGUACAAGGGCAAGGGCGGUCAGAAUGUGGCGAACUGCGUGACGGCCAUCGCCAUGAAUAAGAUUCAUCCGGUGAAGACCUGGUUGAAGCCGAGGCUGGACGAGAUUCUGGCGCUGGGCGACGCGCUCUACGCUCAAGUCAAGUCCGAGAAACCGGCACUGAAGACGAUGACGGCCGCCGAUCUGGACGACACGAGGCUUCGAAUAGAGGAUCGCAAACUGGUGGUGGACGUCGACCUGAUCACGGUGACCGGCACGAUCAACUCGAAAGUGCCGUCGGUGUUGAACCUGAAGCAGGCGCUGGAGGAGUUCUUCUUGGUGAACAAGGAGGGCGUAAUCGAGACGACAUCCAUGGCGGUGGCGGUUUGGAGCCAGAACGACUGUUACUAUCUGUUCGAUCCCCGAGCUUGCGACGCCACCGGCGUCCACGUGAAGGAAGAGAAGGCUGCCAGGCCGGCGGGGAGGGGGCGGGAGGAGGAAACUGCACAGAGGCGUAAAAAGGAACCAGGGCGUUGCUGCGUGAUUCGAUUUCCGAAUCUCACCUCGCUGGCCGCGCUCUUCCCGAAGAACGUCGAUCCGGCGAAGAAAAACGAUCGCUUCACCAUCCGACAUAUUGCGAUCGUGGACGACGUGCCGGGCACUCGAUCCUGGAACGAAUUCCAGCCCGGUGUGGCGGGUGAAACGUGGGUGUUGCGCGGCAAUAUCUCGAACGUUGACGAGUUAUUCGAGGAGGAGAAUCAAGGGCUUCAGGGUCUGGCUAUGCCAGUGGUGGCUCUGAUCAGCGCGAGAGAAACGCCACCGGCGAAGUGGGACAGCGAGACCAUCGACGAGGCGGUCAGAGAGGGCAAUAAUUACUAUAACUGGACCAAGCCCGUCGAAGCGGAGGAAGAAACGCCGUUUCUCGUUCAGGACCUGAAGAAGAAUUUAUAUUUCAUGAAUCGUAAGACGACCAUCGACAUCGAGGAGGCGGCGGUCGUCGGCGAUCUUUCGGCGCCGAAAGAUUCUGAACUGCCGAAUUUGGAGAAGGGACUGCGUCAGUUCUUCGAGAACAAGCAGUACGGAAUAGUCGAGGUGAAGCGGUUCGCGGUGGCAGUGUGGAAAGUCGAAGAAGAGGUCAAGGACAAAGGAAAGCAAACGUUCUACUAUUACUUCGACCCGAAUCCGCGGGAUAAGCUCGGUCAAUUGUCGGCGGAGAGAGACGAGGAGAAUUUCGCCUGCGUGGUGCGCACUUCGAAUCUCUCAGCGCUGGCGAAUCUCAUCAAGAAAAACGCGGGACAAGACGCUGAACGCGGGAUUGAUUUCACGAUCCACGAGCUAAAGAACGUCUCCAUCGGCGCGUCGAUGACGGACGAGGAAAUCGAGGCGGACAAAAGAGUGCCGAUCACGCCGGAUUUAAAUAAUUAUUCCAAUCUAGGCAGCAACGGUGCCCUGCUUCUGGGCACCGUCGAUCAAAGAAACGAGGCAGCCUUCAAACGGCAGACGAGGGACAAGCAGCAGGCUGCCAACUCUCUGGCGGCUUUGGCCAUGACGAAGCUCUACAAUCCCCAUCUGUGGUAUCGCGAGAUGGUGGAUGACAUUCUGAAAAUCGGCGACAAGCUCACCGCUAAGAAUUUAGUGAAUCUGCCCGAGGAGGAAGAAGAAUCGCCCAGGAACUAUCUCUUGCCGUCGGAGAUCGAGGCGGACUUCCUUAUAGGCGUCAAUCGAAUGUCGAUCGCUCUUGAAGAGGAAACCGUCACCGGCAGUGUGGCCGACGUGACGAGGCUGCUAGAGCAGUUCUUCGACGUCGACGCGAUGGGCGUCUUUCGGCAAAACGACGUGAUAAUGCCGAUCUGGCGAGAAGGGAAUGUGUUCUUCACGAUGGAUCCUCGAGGCAGAAAUGCCCAAGGUGAACCGAGAGACAAGGAUGGAGCCGCAGCAGUGAUGUGGUUCACUGAUAUACCCUCGUUAGCGAACGUUCUUCGGCAAGUCGCGCGGGGUGAUAAUUUCGUCAUUGACGUUGUGGCGAUCGAAAACGCGUACGAGACGCGGGUGGCCGAGGCUCAACGAGUGAAAAAGACCACUUCUGCGGACGAUUUGUGGCAUCAUUUUCCGAAACUCGCUGAUGGUGUGUGGAGCAUCGACGGCAAUGUCGCCAUGACGGACGAGAGAUUCGAUGAGGCAAAUCGCGGCAAGCAAAGUGCGGCCGUCACCGCAAUAACUGUCGUCUUCUCGAAGGUCUAUCAACCAAAAUACUGGACGCCGUCCAUUCUUGAUGAAGUCAUCAUCACCGGCGACAAACUACAUUCAAAGUGCGUCGAGCGACUCGGCGUGGGUUCGGUGCCCUUAAUAAACGAGAUCAUCAGUGAGUUCUUCCUGUCCAGUCGUCGCAUUGCUUUGACAAUCAAGGACUGCGUUCAAGCGGGCAGCCUUAACGAGAGGCCGUCCAAGGUUCAAGAUCUGCAGAGCGGGAUCGACAAUUUCUUCGAUAAAUACGAUGCCGGUGCGUUAACCGCGCAAGGAAAUCGAAAUCUGGCGAUAUGGAAAGCCAACAACGUGUAUUACGCUCUGAUACCCGAUUGGUCCAUCGCCAACGAAGAGACUCUGGUACCGCGAGUGUUCAGAUUCAGAGACACGAAUCUCCUCGUUGAAUACCUUUUGCGUCAUUUGGGAAGAGAAGGCGACUAUCAGAUCGCCGCGAUUGACGUUUUGGAUUCGAACAAGCUGCCACCGUGGAAAUUCGAUCCCAGCCCGGCGAUCCGACCGGCGAAUCUGCCUCCUUUGAAUGCUUACAGGAGAUUGCAGGGCGAGGCGCGAGCGAUCCUGCGUGGCAGCUAUCACCAGGGCGACGAAAUCUUCCCUGAGACGCUGCGCAAUCGACAAACUGCGGCAAAUUGCAUUGUUGCACUCGGCAUGUCGGUCGUGAAAUGUCCUGUCACCUGGACGAAGAAGACCAUGGACGAGAUCCUGGCGAUCGGCAGUGGAGUUCAUCGGGAAACAAGAAAGGCCAGACCCACCAAGUUGAGAUUGAAACCAAAAGAUAUUAUCAGAGUAUUCUACGUGGGUGUCAACGUUCUGACUGCUGACGUCGAGCCCAAUACAGUGACUGGUCUGGUAGCAAUUACGCCCCCCGACCUGCAAGAGAAAAAAAAGAAGGUACAAGAAGAGAAAAAACAGAAAGUAGAAAGAGACAGAACGAAAGUCCAAGAGAUAAAACAAGACCAAGAGUCGCCUCUUCCUUCGAUUUUACUCGAGGAAGGUCUGCGGAAAUUUUUCCAGGAUAACCGCGCGGGCAUUCUCGUGACCGAUCGCGGUAUGAUUGCUAUCUGGAAAGAUCUGGGCGUCUACUUUAUGUACGAUCCUAGAGCUAGAAGCGACCAGGGUUUGUCGAAUCCCCACGGCACCUCGUGCGUGAUGUGGUUCGCCUGCAUGGAGCCUCUGCACGAUGUUAUAUUCGCCAACAUCGAUCCGCAGGAAAAAUACGGGCCUUUCGAGAUCUGUCGGAUAAUCAUAAAGACCGCAAUAAUAGAACCCUUGCCAAGCCCGGCUGGUUUCCGACCUUACUUCGACCGUGCUGCGACGCCCGGCUCGAUCACCUCGAAGAAGAUCACCACGCUGGACGUGGAGCCGCUGUGCGAGUACAACAUCGUCGACGACGAUCUCAGCGUGCUGCUCGGCAACCUGCACAUGAAUCAUCGCACCUUCGGCCUGAAAAACAGAGGUCUGCAGAGCACGGCAAUCGCGGCGGUGGCCAUCGUUGUGGGAUUGCUGCAUGUGCCGUCCACUUGGACGCCCGAGCUGAUCGACUCCGUGCUGAAAUACGGAGACGCGUUGCACUCGGACAGCGUCCGAGCCGCUCGGCCAGGCGCCAGGAACCUCUCGCCCAGCGAGCUGCUCACCGUCUUCAUCGUGGGCGACGUUCGGGCUACGGUACACAUUCACAAUCACACCACAGCGGGGAUACUUCACGCCUUCGACCUGGCCGAGGCGCUCGCCGUGUUCUUCCGUGCGAACUGCGCCGGGAUACUGCACACGACCAACCUGGCGGUGGCCGUGAUGCAGCAUUACGGUAAGUUCUACAUGUUCGAUCCGUGUCCGAGGAAUGAUCGGGGAAGACCGGCCUACGACGGCGCCGCCUGCGUGUUCCGAUGCGACAGCAUCGCGAAGAUGGCAAAGAUCUUCGUGGCUAACUGCAACCUCCGACGACCGAAUGUGUACACGUUAAACGCAGUCAACGUGUUGAAUCUACAUUUCUUCUCAGACGCGAGGAACGUUUGUCCGUCCAAGUGAGAAGAGUGACGUUUUUCUUCGUCAAUUCUGCAUCCUUGUGCAACGGUGAAUUGUAAAAUAAAUGCUUGUAAAAAUGUUUUAGAGUACGAGAAGAUACGCUUAAGCGAAAGCCUGAAAUAAAAUUUGUAAGAUGAACGGGGAGAGGAUAAGUAACUCGUGUACGCGGCCGACAACGUUCUCAAAGUGCUAAUUUUAUUUAUAGGUUUUCUUUAUGACACAAAUCACUUUUAGCAUCUACAUGAGUAGGAGAUACAGGCUAUACGAGAAUGAAUUUAAUACAGAUCACUUAUUAGUGUAAAUACAAUGUUCCUUUUCUUCUCGAUUACACGCUAUCAACCUAGAUACUUAAAAAACACUGUACAACGCAGUUGAGAACUGUCGAUUGAUACUUUACAAUAUGGUACAACCACUCCUUUUGAAGCGAGACACGAGCUCCGAAUCCGACUUGUCGGCUCGAGCGGAGCCUUGGCCAUCCUUAUCACCGGAAGAAGGGUGCAAGUUUGGUCGUACUUGCGAGCGAUAAACCCUCUCCUCUCGAGCGGACUCUAGGCCGUAUCGAGCGAGUUUGUCCGCCGCGAGGAUCAUACGUAUUUUGCGUCCCGGAAAGAGGUACACGCAUCUGUCUUUUCCCUAACGCGCAUUCUCGGGACAUCGAACACAGUGCCUCCGCGUCUCUAAGUCAGUCCGCCGUCGAAUCCAUCGCGACGUUGUCUCGUUUCUAGCAAAGUGAAAAUCAAGGCGGCGAGACGCGAGCGGCCUCGAAAAUACUUCCACGAGAGGGCUGGCACUCCGCCCUCCCCUCGCAUAUGAUUGUCCAUCGAGGAGACCAUUUCCGCUCGCGUCACCCCCCCUCGUGUACAGUCAUCGUAAUUCUUCAUACAUACACGCACACAAUAAUCAAACAUCGCACGACUUCGCGAGUCUUGUUUUCUCGUAGUGGUUAACGUCUGUCAGUACAACCGGUUGAUAGUGUCGCUGGUCCACCGCCGCCGUCUUCUUCUUCUUCUUCUUCUUCUUCUUCUUCUUCUUUUCUCUCGCGCCCGUCUCUCGUGAGACGUCGCCGGUCGUCCUUGCCCCGUACUUAGUCGAUAAGUAGAGAUACUUCGGUUCCUCGAUCGAACGUGCUCGCGAGAGCUCAUGUUUCCCUUACGUUAAUUUCGAGAGCCUGGAGUACUCAGUAAAUUCAUUUUCUUACUUGGUUUCGCGAUUUGACAAGACAUAGAUCAUUUGGUGAGAGAGAUCAAGAUGCGACUUAACGUUACGCUCGCAAGUAGAUUCAUACUAAAUGCCGUUUUCAGUCUGUUUGACGACGUGUUCGAUCGACAAACGAAGAAUGCGGGAAAGAAGGGAGAGGAGAACGAUGGGAUGAAGUGAAGAGGGCGAUGGGAGGGAAAGGGCGAAUUCGCGUCGGUAGGCCCGUGCUCUGUGACUGACAGAACGAGGUUGAACGAAUUGUAAUGUAAAAAAAAAAUACAAUAUGCAUUAUCGGUAUAUUGGCAUGGUGUUGUUAUGGCACAUUCAGUUUGCUGCUCUACUCAGCGACGCGUUUCUACAGCGGCCCUCGCCAUGCUCGCUGUACAGAACCGUGUGAUUCAGUCGUCUUACAAAAAAAAAGAAGAAAAAAUAAAGGGAAAGAAAAAUACAUUGCGGAAGAGAGAGAGAAGGGGGGGAAAAAAAAGCAUUUUCACCGAUGUCGCGCGCACACUCUCGCACGAUAUCCGUUUCCAUUCCACAUAAAUGCGCGACAAUCGUUCACAUUCUCUCGCGCUCUCUCUCUCUCGUUGGCACCUCCCAUUGCACUUUCCCAUGCGCUGCAACAAAUGCACCUUAUAAAACGUACUUAUUUUAUGUACAAAAGAGAAACUGCUCCCUAAACAAACGCUCGCAGAACAACCGUGAUAAAAAAUACCCUACUACAUAUUUUUCAGAUUUUGAGAUCGGUGACAUAAUAAUUAUUAGAAUUGCACCGAAAUAUUGUGUAGCGCAACAGUUAAUCGCUUGAAUGAUUGUGCAGUCGGCGUGCUCGAAAUUGCGCAACUCAAGUUUCUAUUAAAUCAAAAUACUAUUAUAAAAGAUGCCGCUGUAAAAUAAUUUUAAAAAAUCUCUGUUGCUUUUCUUUCUCUA